UCCCGGGAAGACAAGGACAAGCUCUUACUCGUUCCUGUAAGGCGGGCGCCUGCCACAGCUGCUGCUGAGGGGACGUUGGCUCAACAGAGCACUGCUUUCUCUUCCAGCGAGCUGGCCUCCUCUGUCCUUGCGGAAGCCUGAGGAAACAGGAAUGCCGGCCCCGAGGUGAGGAGCAGAGGGUGCCUUCGUGGAUGUGAGGCCUCGGGGCUGCGGGGCACCUGAGCGAUCAGCAGGUCCAACUCCCUCCAUGCCGGUGUCCCCUCCUCGGCUCGUCACCCCAGGAGUGGUUGCGAGCUGCGUCCAGACACCCCAGCACCUCGUCGGAGUGGUUUCAAAUCAUGAGGGAGGGUCCCGGGAAUGGUGGGUGGGCUGCCGGCGUUGCUCCCGAAUCCCGGUUUUGAAGAACUGGAACUUGCCCAGUGAGCUAGAGGCCCGUGAUCGGUGGCUGCUGGUUGGGGGACAGCUGUGACGGCGCUCCGUAAGGACUCCCUUCUCUGACCCUCCCGUGUGUGCUGAGAGGCGGGGAGCCCCAGGUCCCCCGGGGCGGGGGAGGUCCGGGGUAGUGGCUGCCAGGCCAGUUCGCUGCCGGAUGGGCGGGCGCAGGAGGAAUGGCCUGGCCGUGUUGCAGGUGGGCGUGGGACGGUGUGUGGCUGCCCCCGGGAGAGGGACCCCUCUGCCGCUCAGCCUUGAUCUUCAGUACAGCUAAGUCAGCGCCGAGCCUUCAAACCAUCUGAUUUCUGACUUCCCGGUGACGCUUUCUCCACCUGCUGCUUCCCACACCCUCCAGGAGCAAGGUCCCGGCAGGAACAGGCCUUCUCUCCCUCCUGUCUGCUCACUUGGGGGUCAGCCGGGCCUCCAGCCUGGCCGCUCCCGCCUUCCGCUGCUCGGGCUGCUGCUUCCUCCCAGCCCCUGUGACUGGGCCGCAGCCCACAUCCCAGGAGGGAGUCUCCUCCCCAAGCUCCGCUUCCUCCCCCGACACGCUUCUGUCCCCGUGAGGCACCCCAUCUUCCUUCUAGGAAGUCCUCGUCGUUUGCGCCACUGCUCUUUGGGGGGCGGUGCCCCCAGGACAUCGUCUCCUCUCGGAGCCCAGGGCACCUGCUCUGAGUGCACUUCCCCUUCUGACCCCCGCCCGUGGCACCAGCAGACCUCACUGUCCCUGCGACCCAUCUGGGCACUUGCCUCGGCGGCUGCGUCCCCUUCUCGGCCCCGGUGGCCUGGGUGCCUCCAGCCCCCCACCCCAACUGCGUCUUUGAGGCCCGGAGAGGGUUCCAGUUUGCUCCUGCCGCACGUUUGGGGGUACCACCGGUGUGGGACGGGCUCGACCCAAAGUCUCAGUUUCCCUAGUGUCCUCCUUGGUAGGGCUGGUUUCCUCUCUGCAACACCUUUUGCCCAUCUUUCCACUGAGCUGCGUGUCCUUUUUGUGCCGAGUCGUGGGAGCUCCUUUCGGGGUCCGGGUACUAGUCCCGCCCUGGUUGUUUGUGUUUCAGAUGCCUCCUCCUGCCCCUUGGGGGCUGGUUUCCUCCUCUCUUUGAAGGGCAGCUUUGGACUCGGCAUGCGCCUACACCCUCUCCGACCUGUAAGUGCCCCACACGUCGGGGCGUGUCCCGCCGGCCCACUCCCAGGCCCGCCCCCUGGGGCUGGUGGUCCCCGAGGAGCCGGUGCCCUGGCGUCCAGCGCUCUGCCCGUGAGAAAGGGCUCCUUCUUGACUGGGUAAGUCACUCGGUCAGUGCCUGGCUUUAGUCCCUGCCCUGGACUCACGCAGGGCAAGCCCCGGGGCAGCCGUGCAGCUGCAGGAAGACAGCCGGCCUUGUUUUCUCUGCCCCAGCUCCCGGUUUACCUCCUGCCGCCCCACAUCUGGCCUGUUUCUAAGACGUGCUCCCCUGCCCCCUCCUUCCCCUCUGUCCCCUGGGCAGCUCCUGUUGGCCGUGUCCCUCUCCACACGGCCCAGAUCGAGGGGUCCAGCCUGAGAACCGCAGGUGUUUCUGACUCUGUCUCAGUGACUGGCGCUGCAGGACCUCGGGAAGAAGCUGCGCGCAGGGGACCUGCAGACGUGAGCAGCCACUUGGCCGCCGCUGCUCGGGUCGGCGCCUGCGCAGGGAACGUGGCGCAGCACAGGGGGCCUCCUGUGCGCUUCUGGCGAUGCCCCCACUUGCAUUCACGUUACAGACGGUUAUAUCGCCUUUGGCUGGGGGCGGGAGAUGCUCGUCUCCAGGUCUGCGGCACUCCUGAGCUCUUGGGUCUACGUGCUCUUCAGCGUCCUCAGUCUCUGGGCAACGACCCGGGCCCCAGGCCCUCCGCAGCUGGAGGGGGCCUUCCCGACAUCAGGCCGUGGCCCAGUGAAUGGGGCCAGCUUCCUUGUUUGAGAGAUUCAGGAGUGGGGCCGGGGUGCGGGGGUGGGAGUCUGGAGCGAGCGUUGCCAUCCCGUAACCGUGGUCACAGGGCUUGGAUGACAGGACUGCUGUGCUCUGUGCCUGUAGGGCCCGUUCAGCCGCCUCCUGAGUAUCCCUGUGCUCUCCGUGGCGACUUUACAAAGGACAGAGAGGAUGUGAAGAGUCAGGAGCAAGGGACGCCCAUAAGGCAUCGCCUGGAGGCAGGAAGGGUCAUCCCAGGUUCUGAAGGAUUCCUCGGCAGACAUCUCACUAAGCCCUGCGCCUGGUUCCGGAGGAUACUGGAUUGCAGCCUCUCCCUGCUGAAGACCAACUGACAAACCCUCGGGAAUGGCCCUGCGUACCUGGGACCAGUGACAGCCUCUGCUCAGAAACCCCAGCCCAGGGGUCCUCCUGAAGCGGCCGCAGAGACAGAGUUUAUCGCGUCUCCCACAUCAGGGUCAAGCUGGGCCCGGUGUCCACCAGCCUCCAGCUGUCUGGUUGUCCCGCUUCCCGGUGUUGGGUCACCCAGCGCGGAGCCCGAGGUCCCUUUGGGAGGGGCUGGGGGGUCAUUCCAGUGCCUGCUUGCUGUGGUGCUGCAGCGUCCUUCCCGCUGGGGACCCGCCAUGUCCCUGGUCCGCGGUUCCACGUCUGAGAACUGGCUCGGGGGCAGAACCUGGGCGAGGGAUCGUGACUUGUUCACUGGGGCGGCUGCCCUCGGCCUCCUGCCGUCCGUCCUUGCUCUUUUGAGUGUCCGUCUUAGACUGUAUCUUGGUUGGUUGCCCAUCCAUCGAGCCCCCGGGAAGCCGUAUUGUACUGACCACCUGCCCCGCUCGGUGGGUCAGGCCUCCUGGUCAGUGGCGGCCAUCGUCAUAGCCCCUGGUUUCUGGCCGCUCAGUGGCGCCCCACGACCUCUGCUGCGGUCCCUGGGCGGCGGGGGAGGGCAGGGGCUCGUCCCUUUCCUCCCUCACCUGGCCUGGCGCGCCCGGCCUGUGUUGUGAGGUGACUUCGCUCUGCUUGGGGGCCUGGCAGUGGGCUGACCACCUCUCCCCAUUUUUCCUGCACUCUCCUGCUUGUAGCGCUUCAGGUCCCACAGCAAAUCGGGGCGGCUGGCUAGCCUGUCUCCUGGGACGGAGGGCACCUGUGGGGAAGGACGCGGGUCAUGUUUGCUCCCUCGGGGGAUGCGGGUUUGCCCAGGUGGGCUUCCGACGCUGGCGGGACGGGCGUGCCUUGGUUGAACAUCAGCGUCUUUGAGGUUCAGCCACUUCUGUCGAAUCCUGGGUUGGACGAUUGUCCGCUGCCUGAGACGGGGGCUCCUUUGUAAGGUACUGGGGAGACCCUGGGGCCCCCUUUUUUCUCACUUUGCUCUUCACCCUAAGCUGCUCAUCCCCUAUGGUCGGCAAAGCAAAGAAGUCACCUCCCCCUGUGCCCCCCGCGUUCCGCACGCUUGGAUCUUCUCACCUGCCAGGACGUUCCUCUCCCCCUGCCAGCCCAGCGAAAAUUCUAGCAUGAAAGUUCUAGCAACUGGGCCGUGGCCUUGCGGCCGGGGCUGUCCGCCCGCACACCACCCAUCGCCGGGGUGGGGUCCUCAUUGCCAGUGAGGCGGGUGAUGACAAUCCCGUACCAAGACCCCAUCUCAUCACCUGCUCCUUGGACCACUCCAGGGCCGGCCGGCUCGGGUUGCGUCCCUCGGGAAGCUGAUCCCGGGAGAGAGUUAGUGCCAAAGGCUGGCUGGGGACUCACACCCACUAAGGGGACAGGGAGCAAGCGGGGUUGGGCAGGGUGUCCCUUCAACCUGCGAUGUCGACCUGACAGUUUCUGCCAGCCCGUCGGGGAGCUGCAGAGCACGGACGGGCAUUAGAGGUCCCCGCAGUGGGCCCCCGUGGUCAGGCCCUCGCAGCGCCCGAGGCCUUGCGAUCCACAUCGACUGACCGGGAGAACCAACACCCAGAAGGGGUGCCCGAGGGGUGGCUGCGUGCGCGCACGGGGCGCCAGCUGCCUUUGCCCGGGCAGCACCUUGCUCUGCCCUGCGGCCGGCCUGGUGGGAGGUGCUUUGGCUUCUUGUGCAUCAGACGACCGCUGGGUUGGGCAGGGGACGUGCUUCCAGGGCGUUGGCUGACUGGCCAUCUGUCAGCGUCAUCGGUGUCAGCGCAGCUUGAUGGGAGAGGGCAGAUCUGGGUACCAGGCGUCAGAAGGCAAAGCCCAUUUAAGUCCGCAGACGUCCGUCCUGUGAGAGGGUCCUGGACUGUGCAGGGACACAGGUGUCCACUCGCCCUUGGGUUACUCAGGGCUGGUGGGGGAGGGGCAUCUUCCAGGCAGACCUGUAAAGCACAGAGUCUGAACCGAGGCGGAAGGAGGGCAACGUGAAGAGCGGGGAAGCCCUGACUCAGAGCCAGGGGCUGCGGAGGGCUUCAGAGACGAGGGCCGUCUGGGCUGGGUCUUGAAGUGAGAAGGGUCUCCUUAGCUGGGAGAUGGGGGACGGGCCCCCUGGAAGGGCCAGACACGUUCAGGGGACUGAGUCCAGGUGUGUGGCUGGAGCAGAUGAGUUUGUGGAGGGCCCCAGCCUGACACCAUCAAUUCAGGUCCUCUGAGCGAUUGUUGGCAUGGGAGUUUUAGAGAUUUUGAUGUGCUGUGAAGUUUCAUUCAUUGCCUGUAGAGGGAAGUGUGUGUGCAGAGCUACCCAGGUAGGCUGGGCAGGCUCCUGUCGUCCACAGGGAGCAGCGUGGGAGGAAGCACAAGCUCUGCUCUGCCGUCACAAACCUGCGAUUGAUCCCCGGCCCCACCACUGCUGGAGUGUGGUACAUGCCUGGGGGGCUGCAGGCAAGGACCCGUCUGCCUCCUGAUUCCUCAUGCAUCCUUCCCACCUCCCGCCCCAGGGCCUGGACGGGAUGGUGCUCCGGAAAUGUUUGCCGACUUGAACGGAGUCCACAAGAGAACUACAGACAUUUUUAGAGACCACACAUGCCCACUGCUAUUCAAUAUUUAUUUGGUCAUGUAUUGUCCACAAGCUCCACAAGGGAAGGAACUUAGAACUCCCAGCCGCCAGGACUUCCAAGCUGCCAACAGUGCGCGGUAUACAUAUCUGAUGUACUUAAUGCUCUGAAUGUCCUUUUAAUCAUCGUGGAUGACCUACGCCCCUCCCUGGGUUGUUACGGGGACAAGCUCAUAAGGUCCCCAAACAUGGACCAGCUGGCCUCCCGCAGCCUCCUCUUCCAGAAUGCCUUUGCCCAGCAAGCCGUGUGUGCCCCGAGCCGCGUGUCCUUGCUCACCGGGAGGAGACCAGACACUACCCGCCUGUAUGACUUCAACUCCUACUGGAGGGCACACUCUGGAAACUUCUCCACCAUCCCGCAGUACUUCAAGGAGAAUGGCUACGUGACCAUGUCGGUUGGAAAAGUCUUUCAUCCUGGAGUGUCUUCCAAUCAUAGUGACGACUCUCCCUAUAGCUGGUCUGUUCCACCUUAUCAUCCGUCCUCUGAAAAGUACGAAAACACCAAGACCUGCAGGGGACCAGACGGAGAACUCCAUGCCAACCUGCUGUGCCCUGUGGAUGUGGCAGAUGUGCCCGAGGGCACCCUGCCUGACAAGCAGAGCACCGAGCAAGCCAUACGGUUGUUGGGAAAGAUGAAAACGUCUGCCAGUCCUUUCUUCCUGGCUGUGGGCUAUCAUAAGCCGCACAUCCCCUUCAGAUACCCCAAGGAAUUUCAGAAGCUGUAUCCCUUGGAGAACAUCACCCUAGCUCCUGAUCCCCAGGUCCCUGCCGGCCUCCCUCCUGUGGCCUACAACCCCUGGAUGGAUAUCAGGCAGCGGGAGGAUGUCCAAGCCUUAAACCUCAGUGUGCCCUACGGCCCGAUUCCCGCCGACUUUCAGCGGAAAAUCCGCCAGAGCUACUUUGCCUGUGUUUCGUAUUUGGAUACGCAGGUUGGCCACCUUUUGAGUGCCCUGGACGAUCUGCAGCUGGCGAGCAGCACGAUUGUGGCGCUCACCUCGGAUCACGGGUGGGCUCUAGGCGAACACGGAGAAUGGGCCAAAUACAGCAAUUUUGACGUCACUACUCGCGUGCCCCUGCUGUUCUAUGUUCCGGGAAGGACGGCUCCGCUUCCGGCGGCAGGCGACAGGCUUUUCCCAUACCUCGACCCUUUUGAUUCCAUCUCAGAAUCAGUGGAGCCAGGCCGGCAAGCCGGGGACCUUGUGGAACUGCUCUCUCUCUUCCCCACGCUCGCGGGACUUGCAGGGCUGCCCGUCCCUCCUCGCUGCCCCAUCCCCUCGUUUCACGUGGAGCUGUGCCGAGAAGGCCGGAACCUUCUGAAGCAUUUUCAGGUCCGUGACUCGGAAGAAGAUCUGUACAUCCGUGGUAAUCCCCGUGAGUUGGUGGCCUAUAGCCAGUACCCCCGGCCUGCGGACUCUCCUCAGUGGAAUUCUGACAAGCCGAGUUUAAAAGAUAUAAAGGUCAUGGGCUAUUCCAUACGCACAGUAGACUAUAGGUAUACUGUGUGGGUUGGCUUCAAUCCCCGGGAAUUUCUGGCUAACUUUUCAGACGUCCAUGCAGGGGAACUGUAUUUUGUAGCUUCUGACCCUUGGCAGGAUCACAAUAUGUAUAAUGACUCCCAAGGUGGAGCCCUUCCCCGAUCGUUGACGCCUUGAGUGUUGCCAACCGCAGAGGGCAUAUAUAACGCUCUCCUGUCCAGCUGGUGAGAGAAGGAAUUACACUGGUUAUUUCGUGAUUACCUGUAAUAUUGGAAGCAACCCCAGGGGUAGGCAGUCAAAACAGGCGUCAACAAUUUGGCCUCAGAAUACGUAACAGCCGAAACUUUUGAUUUGUCUUUAUAGUUGGUAAUUGGACUGGGCUGAACCUCUUCUUUCCUUUUUUUUGGAACACUC
Molecule: messenger RNA, 7247 nt
Organism: Aethalodelphis obliquidens (Pacific white-sided dolphin)
Lineage: Eukaryota; Metazoa; Chordata; Mammalia; Artiodactyla; Delphinidae
Gene: IDS
Product: iduronate 2-sulfatase
Exons: 13
Coding region: 5547-7010 (487 amino acids)
Cellular component (GO): cytoplasm
Molecular function (GO): iduronate-2-sulfatase activity
Source: RefSeq, a predicted model, not a curated record